This is a messenger RNA of Alnus glutinosa, 706 nucleotides long. RefSeq names its product carbon catabolite repressor protein 4 homolog 4-like. The transcript has 2 exons. The record is from RefSeq and is a predicted model, not a curated record. Gene Ontology annotation, molecular function: poly(A)-specific ribonuclease activity. Lineage: Eukaryota; Viridiplantae; Streptophyta; Magnoliopsida; Fagales; Betulaceae. The coding region runs from base 115 to 585 and encodes 156 amino acids.
CUCAAAGAUCCUCCACAUCAUGUUGUUAUUGUGGCAAACACGCAUCUUUACUUGUAAACUGGUUCAAUGUUCUAUAAUUUUAUGUGAUGAAUUUUAUCAUUUGAAGUAAUUUUAAUGUUUCUGCUGCAGGAUCCAGAAUGGGCUGAUGUCAAGCUUGCUCAAGCUAAAUAUCUUCUAUCACGCUUAGCUCAAUUUAAAACAUUGGUUUCCAACAGACUUGAAUGUACACCUUUAGUAAUAGUGGCUGGUGACUUCAAUUCCACCCCAGGGGAUAAGGUUUACAAGUACCUUAUUUCAAGUAGCUGUUCAUUGGCACAAGUGGUGGAAUGUUUAGAAGAUAAACCUAUUCCCUUGUGCAGUGCCUAUGCAUCUAUGAAAGGAGAACCAACAUUUACAAGCUGCACCCCUGGCUUCACAGAUACACUUGAUUAUAUAUUCUUUUCCCCAACGGAUAAUAUAAGACCAGUCAGUGUUUUGGAGCUUCCGGAACCAGACUCGCCUGAUGUUGUUGGUGGAUUACCGAACUCUUGCCACCCAAGUGAUCAUCUACCAAUUGGUGUUGGAUUUGAAAUUACCGGGGAAUAAAUUAUCUCAUGGUGCAUGUGGUAUUUGCAUUCCCCAUCUCUCUGUCUCAAAGAAAGGGUACAACUGAGACUACUUGAAAAUUAUAUUAGUGGGUUGACAUGUUUUAUAAGACUUUUUUUUU